ACCCGAUGGACCGCUAUGGAAAUCCCCUUGGGCUUGCGUCGACAAAAUCCUUGACUCCAGCUCAGGCCUGACUUAUAAGUUAUUUAUACCCACCAUGGCGGCCUCGAACCACGCCCGGGCCGCCGAAGGUCAUGUCUCGGGGCAGUCAAACGAGCCACUCUCUCUGCCUGCACACUGCUUAUCAUCAGCACGGGUUGGCCAGGAACUGAAGACCGAGAUCAGACUAGGUCUAAGUUCCUCCGAGGCCGCUGCUCGCUUCGACAGAUACGGUGCCAACGAUCUCGGCAAGGAAAAAGGGGUUCAACCCCUUGAGAUCCUUGCGGCCCAGGUUCUCAAUGCCAUGACCUUGAUCCUCGUUCUGGCGCUUGCCGCGUGUUUCGGCAUUCAGUCGUGGGUGGAGGGAGGCGUGCUGGCCGGCCUGAUUCUCAUCAACGUCGUUAUUGGCUUCCUCCAAGAUCUCCAGGCGGCGAGGACGAUCGCUUCGCUCAAAUCGCUAAACGCUGCCACGGCCCGGGUCGUCCGAGACGAUGGACUCAUCUCCACCAUCGACGCAACCAAACUAGUGCCGGGUGAUAUCAUCGAACUCAAGGUGGGCGACAGUAUCCCGGCCGACGGGCGUCUUAUCGAGGCUGUCAACCUCGAAGUCGACGAGGCCCUUCUCACAGGUGAGAGUCUCCCGGCUCGCAAGUAUCCGGACGAAAUCUUCGACGGAGACACCGGGCCCGGGGAUCGCUUGAAUGUUGUAUUCUCCUCCAGCAUCAUUACCAAAGGCCGUGGGCGCGCCAUCGUCUUUGCCACCGGGCCUUUGUCCGAGAUAGGCGCCAUUGCCGCUGCACUCGGCGAUGAGGGAGGCAAAAAGCGCAAGCUUGUGCGUGAUGAAAACGGCAACGCAUCCAUCGCAUGCUACAUGUCCUUUGCAGCUGGGAAGACGUGGGACUGGCUCGGGAAAUUCCUUGGGUUGACAGUGGGAACGCCGCUGCAACGAAAGCUGUCCCAACUCUUCUACUACAUCUUCGGGUUUGCCGUCGUCUGCGCCAUCAUUGUGCUCGCGGCGAACAAGUUCCGAGCUCGAAACGAUGUCAUCAUCUACGCGGUCGCCACCGCACUCGGCACACUUCCUGUCACCUUGAUCCUGGUGUUGACCAUUACCAUGGCAGCAGGGACUAAGGUGAUGGUACAACGAAACGUUGUUGUCCGCAAUAUGCGGUCGCUCGAGGCCCUCGGGGGGGUGACCAACAUCUGUUCGGACAAGACAGGCACUCUCACCCAAGGAAAGAUGGUGGCACGGAUGGCGUGGAUCCCCGGUCUUGGGACAUAUGCAGUCGGUCCAAGCAAUGACCCGUACGACCCCGAGGCCGGCACCGUGAGGUUCGUUCGGUCAGAACCACGCGAGAUGCGCAACGAAGAUAGCGCACCGCCAAUCACACCCACAAACGAGACGCGCGCCUCCCUACACCAGUACUUAGACAUUGCCUCUCUCGCUAACCUAGCUACCGUCAAGCGAGUUGAGAACGAGGGCUCAACGUUAUGGCAAGCCAACGGCGACGCGACCGAGGUUGCCAUGCAGGUGUUCGCGACGCGAUUUGGGCGGCCUGGCCACGGAGCAGGUGCCUCGGAAUCCUGGGCCCAGUUGGCCGAGUUCCCCUUUGACUCCUCGGUAAAGAAAAUGUCCGUUCUCUGCCAGGACGCCAUUACCGGACAAGUGCGCAUCUUCACCAAGGGAGCCGUGGAGCGCGUACUCGCCACCUGCUCGUCCAUCUCAAUAUCAUCCGGCGGCGGCGACAACGACGGCGACAGCACCAUGCAGCUGACAUCCGAGAUCCAAAAUACCAUCUUGCAAAAUAUGGAAGCGCUUGCCCGCCGCGGCCUUCGCGUACUAGCGCUGGCUAGCAACUCAACGGACGGCAAGAUCCAGCCUGUCUCACCCGACGACGCCCGCCGAGGCCUCCUGAAGCGCGAAGAUUAUGAGACCGGCCUUACCUUCCGCGGUCUGAUUGGCAUCUACGACCCGCCCCGUCCCGAGUCCAGGCCGAGCGUCUUCAAAUGCCACCAAGCAAGCAUUGGCGUGCACAUGCUGACAGGUGACCACCCCGAAACGGCGCGCGCCAUUGCAAUCGAGGUGGGCAUCCUGCCUGCGAGGAUGGACAUGGUCAGAGCGGAUCUCGCCGAGCAGAUGGUCAUGACUGCCCACGACUUCGACCGACUGACCGACGACGAGCUUGAUGCCCUCGCCGAGCUCCCGCUCGUGGUGGCGCGAUGCGCACCGAGCACCAAGGUCAGGAUGAUCGACGCCCUCCACCGUCGCGGCAAGUACGUUGCCAUGACGGGAGACGGCGUGAACGAUAGCCCCAGCCUAAAGCGAGCGGACGUGGGUAUCGCCAUGGGCCUGGGGGGCAGUGAUGUGGCCAAGUCGGCGUCAGACAUUGUCCUGAGUGACGACAACUUCGCCAGUAUUCUCAACGCGGUCGAGGAGGGCCGACGCAUCUUUGACAAUGUGCAGAAGUUCAUGCUCCAUGUGCUAUCCGCCAAUGUCGCCUUCGUUACUACCCUGCUGGUUGGGCUGGCAUACAAGGAUGCCGGCGGAAUAUCCAUCUUUCAGAUUACCCCCAUCGAGAUCUUGUUCAUGCUACUCGUUGCCGGUGCCUUCACCGAAACCGGCUUGGGUUUCGAAUCCGCCAGCAAGCAUAUUCUGCUCAGGCCGCCGCAGAGUCUCAAGUAUGGCGUUUUCACCCCCGAAUUCCUGUCGGAUAUUGCGGCAUACGGUAUUAUCAUGGCCGUUUGCCUGCUGUCUUCAUUCAUAGUCGUCCUCUUCGGCUUCUACGACGGCGAGUUUGGGCGCGACUGUAACCUGGGGUACUCCCCCUCAUGUCUCGGCGUCUUCAAAGCCCGAUCGACCUGCUACACAGCGAUGAUGUGGAUGUUUUUAUUCUUCGCCUGGGAGCUCGUCGACAGCCGGCUAUCGUUUUUCGAUGGUGCCGUCCGCGAUACCAAGGCCUGGGCCAACCGACUCUGGAAUAACACGUUUCUGUUCUGGUCGGUGGUGGUCGGCUUCUUCGGCGUGUUCCCCACGCUGUAUAUCCCCGUGCUGAACCGGGACGUGUUUCUCCACGAGGGCAUCGGUAAAGAAUGGGGGAUUGUGUUUGCCGUAACCAUUCUGUUCUUUCUUGGAGCAGAGUCGUGGAAAUGGGCUAAACGUGUCUAUUUUAGGCGCAGAAAACGUCAUGGAGAAGAAGGGGGCUGCCAUGACCGAGGAGGAUUUAGAAAAGAGAGCGUUUGAGAGGUUUUACGCUUCUGAUACCGACAUGUCUGUUGAGAAGUAGCGGCUGCCGUGUCUAUUUGGGCUAGAAAGAAAUUAGAUAUGCGGCGAGGAGCCGCGGGCUUGGUCUCGAUUGAACCUCAGCUUGGGGCCGAGAAGCUCAGAAUGACAGGCAACAGAAAGCUUUGACAUGAAAUAUGGUUCCCAUCUAU
This is a messenger RNA of Chaetomium fimeti, 3468 nucleotides long. RefSeq lists its product as uncharacterized. The record is from RefSeq and is a predicted model, not a curated record. The coding region runs from base 95 to 3277 and encodes 1060 amino acids. The transcript is spliced from 4 exons. Lineage: Eukaryota; Fungi; Ascomycota; Sordariomycetes; Sordariales; Chaetomiaceae. Gene Ontology annotation, cellular component: plasma membrane. Gene Ontology annotation, biological process: sodium ion transport; potassium ion transport; monoatomic ion transmembrane transport. Gene Ontology annotation, molecular function: P-type sodium transporter activity; ATP binding; P-type potassium transmembrane transporter activity.